AUGGGGUUCAAAUUUGCUCACCUGUGCGACUUACUAUCAACGCUUGAAGAUAACAGGGUCCUGAAAGCUGCCCAUGAAGCCAAAGUUGUGAACCCCGACAUCCGUGCCGUAUCACGAUGGUUCGCUCAGAAUGAAAAGAGGAUCCGCGAUAAAGAUACCGACCAGUUGGCUCUCCUUUCCUGCAUGUUUCCAGAGAAACGGACAGACCGUGUCUACUGGCUACAGGAUACAUCGCUGGCCAAAAUCAUAGCACGGUGCCUGCUUCUGGGCUGUUCACGGCGGCAGGAGCUCGAGCGUUGGCGUGUAUCCGGAGGCGUAGACCUGGGACAAUGCGUGGAGAAUGUCAUGCGGCAGGCUGAAAACCAUGUCACCAACGGCCAAGAUGUCACUGUGGAAGAGAUAGACAAAGCUUUAGCUGAAAUCGCCUCUCGUUGCAGGUUUUCUGGUCCUCGGGUGCGAAGACAGCGUACGGCUGUCAAGGUCGAUCAGACGUUGUCCCCUCUAUACCGACGGCUAAGUAGCAGAGAUGCGAAAUGGCUUACUCGAAUGAUACUGAAAAGCUAUUCUCCUGUUUCCUUGCCGGUAAACAUCAUUUUGAAGCGGUUCCAUUUCCUCCUUCCGCAUUUACUUCUCUUUCAGGACUCCUUCGAACGCGCUUUAAGCGUGCUAGGCUCUAGUCCCAUUAAACACUUUCCACCUCAACCAAAUGCUGCAUUAGCCAAAGACCUGGGAAUCAUCGCGUUAGGGCAUCUCAGUCCUGCUGUGGGAGUCAAGAUAGGGCGACCCGAGUACUAUAAGGCUAGGAGCAUCAAACAUUGCUGUCGCAUGAUCGGCAACCGUCGCAUGAGCAUCGAAAGGAAGUAUGAUGGUGAAUAUUGCCAGAUACAUAUCGACCUGUCCAAGGACUCGGACUGGAUCCAAAUAUUUUCUAAAAGCGGUAAAGAUUCAACAGGAGACCGCGCCGGUAUCCAUCAAGUCAUUAGCGAAUCACUGAAGCUAAGACGGCCGGGUUGCAAGAUUUCCCAACGAUGCAUCCUGGAGGGCGAAUUGCUUGUUUGGAGCGACAAACAUGGCAGCAUCGCUGAUUUUCAUAAGUUGCGUAAAUUCAUAUCGCGUUCAGGCACUUUCAUUGGAACCCAAAGUGACUCUCCUCCACAACCUUAUGAGCAUCUGAUGAUAGUAUUUUUUGACAUCCUGCUUAUGGAUGACAAUGUUUGUCUGAGGCUUCCACACCGUGAGCGGAGAUUGCUUCUGAAAGACACUAUAGAGCCAAUCCCAGGGCGUGCGGGUAUAUCUGAGCAGUGGGUUGUUGACUUUUCCCAUCAUGGCGGCCAAUCCCGACUAGAAAGUAUCUUCAACAAAGGCAUCACUGAGCGAUGGGAAGGGUUUGUCCUCAAAGCAAGUGAAGACCCUUACUUUACAAUCUUUUCUGAUGACAAGGACAAUCCGUCCUUCGGUCGCUGGAUCAAGUUGAAGAAAGACUAUAUACCUGGACUAGGUGACACCGUCGAUCUCGCAAUUAUUGGCGCGAGGUACAACUCUCGGGAUGCUAUGGCAAUCAAGCAAGUCAAAAAUCUCUCAUGGACUGAGUUCUUCAUUGGGUGCCUCGUCAAUAAAGAGAUGGUUGUGCAAUCUGGGGCCAUACCCAAAUUUCGUGUCCUCGAUGUUAUCAACCACCACUGCAUGCAUGUCAGGUUCAUGCAGUCCUUAAAUCAGUUCGGCGGGUUCUGCGCCCGCAGUCCAGACUCCGACCAUGGAUUCAUCCUUGAAUAUGGGGAGAGUGUAGUCAACCCCAUGGAUGUCGUCUUCAAGACACCCUUUGUCGUAGAGAUGCUAGGCAGUGGCUUUGAAAAGCCGUCUGGCGCCAGAUACUAUACACUGCGUUUCCCUAGGAUCUUGAAGGUCCUUUCUGAUCGAUCAUUUGAGGAUGCUGCGUCAUACAGAGAGUUGCAGCUAUUAGCAGAAACUGCUCGGUCUGCCCUUGAUGAGGAUCCAGGAAAUCACGAGUAUGAAGCAGCCAAACGGAUGAAGCUACGAGAUCGCUCGGAGUGCACACCGGAUCGAUCACAAAGUCUUCAGACAACACAGAGCCCCUUUCUCCAGUCCUCGACUACUGCUGAAGACGACUCAGGUCCUGGGGCAUUUGUGUCUCCCUCGAACAAUGCAUUGAACGCCCCAGACGCGUUACUUGGUUCCGCGAGACAAACCAAACGACGCCGCGAAAGCAGCGCUAUGCAACGUACCAUCCCCAUCCAUGUGGAUCUCAAUAGAGCCCCAUCCCCACCUACAGCACAGAGUGUACGCGGCAAGUAUCUGACAGAUAAUGCCAAUCUAUCUUCUCAUGCAGCCGGACAGAGGAAGAACUCAACCCAGACAACCGGGUCCUCUGAUGCAGAGAAAGCCUUCCGCCCCAGUCAAAUGCCUGGUCCUUCGAGUGGCUUAGACAAGUUGCAAAAGCACUCUGAAUCCCUUCAUAAACUAAUAGACCGCCAAAUGGAGUCCAAUGUGACGCUGGAAACUUGCAGCAAACGCCCAUCCGGCAAUGAAACCGUGGCUCCCCACCUCUGCCAGAAAGCAACUCAGCGUAUUCUAUCACCACUGCUCCACAGUUCUAUAUACGUUCACCAUGACAUCUCCUCCGAUGACAUGGUAGUAUCUCAACCCAUACCAAACGCUUGGAAAAUAGCACCAAGCCUCAAUGAGUUCGUCCGAAAAUUAACACGCCCAGAUACACAAUGCCGCCCCAGGACAUCUAACCAUCACGCAGUCCCGCAUGGCACAGCAUACGGACUGGUCAUGAUACCUGGCAAGAGCGAUGCGCUGUGUACAGUUCUCCCUGAUCUAAUCAGAGCCAUAGCAAAUAGCUUUCAAUCUUACCACAUCAACAGCCACCAGGGCGGGAAAGUCAUGAUCCUCGACUCGAGCUUUCUCAAAUUCAACAUCAGCAGUAAUGAUACGAGAUUUUGCCUUCAUCAGACAUUGGAACGCAUCAGCAAGGCGUUCUUCUAUGCUUGUGUGAGCUGGACGUUUGAUGGACCUCCAGGUCACGACUCAUCUGAAGACCAAGCUAGAGAAUGCGAUGCGCUUUACACUAGGCCUAAAAUCACGGUCAGCUUCGAUAGACGUGAGGUGGGUCUUCUGGGAGAAAAGCAGUCUUACUGA
Molecule: messenger RNA, 3162 nt
Organism: Aspergillus luchuensis
Lineage: Eukaryota; Fungi; Ascomycota; Eurotiomycetes; Eurotiales; Aspergillaceae
Product: ATP dependent DNA ligase domain protein
Exons: 2
Coding region: 1-3162 (1053 amino acids)
Biological process (GO): nucleotide-excision repair, DNA gap filling; DNA recombination; double-strand break repair via nonhomologous end joining
Cellular component (GO): DNA ligase IV complex
Molecular function (GO): DNA binding; ATP binding; DNA ligase (ATP) activity
Source: RefSeq, a predicted model, not a curated record